Molecule: messenger RNA, 1122 nt
Organism: Mesoplodon densirostris (Blainville's beaked whale)
Lineage: Eukaryota; Metazoa; Chordata; Mammalia; Artiodactyla; Ziphiidae
Gene: GPR25
Product: G protein-coupled receptor 25
Exons: 1
Coding region: 1-1122 (373 amino acids)
Biological process (GO): G protein-coupled receptor signaling pathway; immune response
Cellular component (GO): membrane
Molecular function (GO): G protein-coupled receptor activity
Source: RefSeq, a predicted model, not a curated record
AUGCGCCCCACCGAGCCCUGGAGCCCCAGCCCGGAGACGGCGUCCUGGGACUACUCAGGGUCGGGCGCCCCGGAGGAGCUGGCGCUGGAGGAGGAGCUGUGCGCGGCCCGGGACCUGCCCUACGGCUACGCCUACAUCCCCGCGCUUUACCUGGCGGCCUUCGCCGUGGGCCUGCCGGGCAACGCCUUCGUGCUGUGGCUGCUGGUCGGGCGGCGCGGCCCGCGGCGGCUCGUGGACACCUUCGUGCAGCACCUGGCGGUCGCCGACCUGGGCUUCGUGCUCACGCUGCCGCUGUGGGCCGCGGCGGCGGCGCGGGAUGGCCUCUGGCCCUUCGGCGAGGGCCUGUGCAAGCUCAGCAGCUUCGCCAUAGCCGGCACGCGCUGCGCGGGAGCCCUGCUGCUCGCCGGCCUCAGCGUGGACCGCUACCUGGCCGUGGGCCGCCCGCUGGCCGCGCGCGCCCGCUGCACCCGGCGCUGCGCGCUGGCCGUGUGCGCGGGUGUGUGGGCCACGGCGCUGGCGGCCGGCCUGCCCUCGCUGGCCUUCCGCCGCCUGCGGCCGCUCCCCGGGGGCCGCGGCAGCCAGUGCGCCGAGGAGCCGUCCGACGCCUUCCAGGUCCUGAGCCUGCUGUCGCUGCUGCUGACCCUGGCGCUGCCCCUGGCCGUCACCGUCGUCUGCUACUGCCGCGUGUCGCGCCGCCUGCGCGGGCCGGCGCACCUGGGCCGCGCCCGGAGCCGCUCGCUGCGCAUCAUCUUCGCCGUCGAGGGCGCCUUCGUGGGCUCCUGGCUGCCCUUCUGCGCGCUGCGCGCCGUCUUCCACCUGGCGAGCCUGCGCGCGCUGCCGCUGCCCUGCCGCCUGCUGCUGGCGCUGCGCUGGGGCCUCUCCGUCGCCACCUGCCUGGCCUUCGUCAACAGCUGCGCCAACCCGCUCAUCUACCUGCUGCUCGACCGCUCGUUCCGCGCGCAGCUGCGGCGGCGCGGGGCCUGCUGGCGCGCGGAGCGCGCGGCGCGCGGGGGCAGCUCGGCGUCCUCGCUCUCCCAGGACUACGGCUCCCCGUUCCGGAGCCCGGCCCGCGGUGCGGGCCGAGCCCAGACGACGAACGCCUCCUCGGCCGUGGGCCCAUAG